Messenger RNA from Oncorhynchus kisutch (coho salmon), 9049 nucleotides. RefSeq names its product Rap guanine nucleotide exchange factor (GEF) 1a (gene rapgef1a). The record is from RefSeq and is a predicted model, not a curated record. Gene Ontology annotation, biological process: Ras protein signal transduction. Lineage: Eukaryota; Metazoa; Chordata; Actinopteri; Salmoniformes; Salmonidae. Bases 204 to 3707 code for a protein of 1167 amino acids. Gene Ontology annotation, cellular component: plasma membrane. The transcript is spliced from 26 exons. Gene Ontology annotation, molecular function: guanyl-nucleotide exchange factor activity.
GCCCAUCAUCAUCAUUCUCUCAUCGUCGGGGUCUGGCUGGCUGGCUGGCUGGCUGGGAUAGCAGAAAUUGCUGGUUGUUGUAUUUGCGUCGGAACUAUCAAAGCUCAAUCGCUUUGGCUGAAGGAUGUGGGAUUAAAAGAGAAUAAAAGGUCAAAAUACCUCCCUGGAUUUAAUUUGUUCCACGAUACUGCCACUACUUCGAAAUGUCGGGGAAAAUAGAGAGUAAACCAGACUCCCAACGCUCCCAUUUGUCUUCCUUCACCAUGAAGCUUAUGGACAAGUUCCACUCUCCCAAAAUCAAAAGGACACCCUCAAAGAAAGUCAGUAAGCCGCCUUUAGAACAUGGCGUCAAGACUGCGGAGAAACCUGCUAACAAGAGUCUGAGUCGGAUACAGGAGCAAGAGAAAGACGUGGUCAGUGCCUUGCGUUACUUCAAGACCAUCAUUGACAAGAUGGCGGUGGACAAGAAGGUGCUGGAGAUGUUACCAGGCUCUGCCAGUAAGGUCCUGGAGGCCAUCCUGCCUUUAGUCCAAGUGGAUGCAAGGAUCCAGCACAGCUCGGGGGUGUCCUCCUGUCUGAACCGUGUGUACCAGAGUCUGGGCAAUCUCAUCCGUUGGUCUGACCAAGUCAUGCUGGAGGGGGUCAACCUGGAAGAUAAAGAAACCAUCUUUACCGUCACCACUGUGAUCAAGGCAGUGCUUGAUGGUGUUAAGGAGCUAGUGAAACUGACCAUAGAGAAACAGGAGCAUCCUUCCCCCACGUCUCCUGUCAAACCAGUGCCAGUGGCCACCCCACCCGAGAGUGCUGCUGAGCCGCCUGCCAAUGAGAAGGAGAGUCUGGACAAGAGCUCAGCCACGUCCCAAUCUAUGGAAGCCCUGACUGAACCCACUGGAGAGGAGGAGGAGGAGGAGGUGGUGGCCCCACCAAAACCCCCUCUCCCUGGCCUCAAGAUGGCUGAACACAAUCCUCCUGCUCUGCCUCCAAAGAAGCGCCAGUCUGCCCCCUCACCCACCCGGGUGGCAGUAGUGGCCCCCAUGAGCCGCGCCACCAGUGGCUCCAGUCUUCCCAUGGGCAUCGGCCUCCACAAACAGGAGUACGAGGUGGAUGCCCUGCAGAGGCGCUUCUCUGGGGGCAGCCAUUACUAUGGAGGGGAGUCGCCGCGCAUAUCCCCCUGCAAUAGCAUGGGCAAGCUGAGCAAGUCCGACGGGCAGCUGUCCUGGACAAUGGACAGUGGGCAGUGCUCACGCAACACCAGCAGUGAGGCUCUGGACACCACAGACCACUACGACCCGGACUACGACUUCCUGCACCAGGACCUGUCCAGCUUGGAGCAGAUGACUCCUGUGCCAGUGGGAGCGUGCCUCAGCCCCCUGCCUGAGUCCCACAGCGAGUCUUCCUGCCCUGGCCCCGGUCCGCCGCUGGCACAACUCCACUUCAGCUCCCUCCAGGCCUGCUCCGUGACUUCCGCCCUGCCGCCCCCUGCCCUGCCAGAAAAGAAGCGCAGAGGUGGCGCCUGCUCAGGCUUUUCCGACGGCUCCUACUCGGGCUCAUCCUGGUGCGUUUCCUUUGAGCGCCACCCAUCCCAGUACGACAACCUCAUGGAGGAGGACCUACCGCCUGUGCCCCCCUUUCCCCUGUUCACGCCCGACAUCUUGCCCCUGUGCCACACCGCCGGGGGGUUUGUGUCUGAGUUCAGCGGCAGCGAGACGACAGAUGUACCUCAGAGUCCACCGCCACUCCCUGAGAAGAAGAGCCGUCACAUACUGAAGUACAUGCAGUUUGUGGAAGACUACUCGGAGCCCCAGCCCUCAGUUUUCUACCAGAUGCCACAGAGCAAGAGCAUCUAUGAGCAACGCAACAAGCACUUCCAGGAAGUCUACGGCUUCAAUGACUCGUUUAGCAGCAGCGACUCUGUCCACGAGCCCCUCCCACCCCCGGCACUGCCACCCAAACAGAGGCAGCUGGCCUCCCACUCUGCCUCUUCCUCGUCCUCGUCCUCUUCCUCGUCCUCUCUCUCCUGCCACCUUCAGCAGUCGCAGGCUGCAGUGGUGGUGGAGGAGGAGACGGGGGCUGCUCUCAGCAUGUCAGUCUCUAACUCCUCCCUGAACACCCCUAUGAGCAUGGACCUAGCGGCCCCGGGCAGUGGCAGCCCUGACCCUGUGCUGGUGGCCAACGGCUCUCUGGACAGCUCUCUUGCUAUCGGUCUUCUCACUGACUCUUCUUUCUCUGACACUCGUCAAACCUCUUUGAGCGAAAGCGCUAACGAGGAAGGCGGGGAGGGAGAGUACGUUAAUCUGUACACAUCCAGCCAAGCCAACGGAGAUGGGCUCUCCCGCCGAGACUCGUCUGCCAUAGAUGACUCACUGGAGGACACUGCCUCAGAGAACCCACUGUGCAAUAACAAGGACAUGUCCGAUGACCGCCGAAGACAAAAGUCGUCUGAAGAUGGGCAGAGUAGCGAGGAGACGGAUGAGCUUUCCCUCAUCGAUCACAUGGAGAUCAUGUCCCGGUUAACACUAAAGCAGGAGAACGAUGACGGUCCAGAUGUCCGAGCCGGAUCGGGGGAUAUUUUAUUAGUCCACGCCACAGAAACGGACCGCAAAGAUCUUGUCUUGUACUGUGAGGCUUUCCUGACGACGUACAGAACGUUCAUAACCCCAGAGGACCUUAUCAAAAAGCUGCACUACAGAUACACCAGGUUUUGUCACUGCCCAGAUACCUUCAAGAAGAAAGUCAGCAAAAACACCUUCUUUGUUCUUGUCCGUGUGGUGGACGAGCUGUGUCUGGUGGAGAUGACGGAGGACAUCCUGAUGCAGCUGAUGGACUUGGUGUUCAGGCUGGUGUGUAACGGUGAGCUGAGCCUGGCCCGCGUCCUCCGCACAAACAUCCUGGACAAGGUGGAGCAGAGGAAGCUGCUGCGCUACACCUACUCGCUCAAACCACUGGCCGCAAGAGGUGUCGCCGCCAGACCUGGGACCCUGCACGACUUCCGAAGUCAUGAGAUCGCCGACCAGCUAACUCUCCUGGAUGCAGAGCUCUUCUACAAAAUUGAGAUCCCUGAGGUUUUGCUUUGGGCUAAAGAGCAGAACGAGGAGAAGAGUGCCAACCUCACACAGUUCACAGAGCACUUUAACAACAUGUCCUACUGGGUACGCUCCAUAAUCAUUCUGCAAGAGAAAGCCCAGGACCGAGAAAAGCUCCUCCUCAAAUUUAUCAAAAUAAUGAAGCACUUACGGAAGCUAAAUAAUUUCAACUCAUAUUUGGCAAUAUUAUCUGCCUUGGAUUCAGCUCCCAUCCGAAGACUGGAGUGGCAGAAAACAACCUCAGAGGGCCUAGAGGAAUACUGCACGUUAAUAGACAGCUCCUCGUCGUUCCGGGUCUACCGAGCGGCACUGGCAGACGUGGAGCCCCCAUGUAUACCAUAUCUGGGUCUUAUCCUCCAGGACUUGACCUUUGUCCAUCUGGGCAACCCUGAUCAAAUCAACGGGAAGGUCAACUUCUCCAAGCGCUGGCAGCAGUUCAACAUCCUGGACAGCAUGAGGCGCUUCCAGCAGGUGCAUUAUGAUCUGAAACACAACGACGAUAUUGUCUCCUUCUUCAACGACUUCAGCGACCACCUGGCAGAGGAGGCUCUGUGGGAGCUGUCUUUGAAGAUCAAACCUCGGAACAUUACGCGGCGCAAAACAGAGCGUGAAGAAAAGACAUAGGAACAUGUCCCACUGUAUUGGGCCUUGGGUCAAACUCUUCAUGAUUACAAGAGACUACAAACGAGAACUGUGAAGGCAGCUAAAAGACUGGGAUGUUUUUUUGUUAGUAGUUUACAGGACCUCUCUGCUGUGGAUUGCACUGGGUCUCAGUCCGUGUGUGAGUAAAGCCAGUGGGAUAGACACUGUGCAGAGCACAAAGUGUUGGGAGGCUCGCAAAAAGAUUCCUCAUGUUCACCUUUGUCGCCAACCUCAUCCACCCAAUGCCAUAUUAUGGGUAUAGUCCAAGCAUUUCAGGAUCUCACAACCAGAGACAUUGUCCUGACUAAAACCAUAUCAUACUGAUGUGUGCCAUGGGAAACACCACUCAGUUUAAGGCUUCUUUUUUAUAUGGGACACCAGCCCUUUUUUUGAUGACAAACUGGGAUACCAUAACGCCUGACAUGGCAGAGAACCGCUGUUGGUGGUGCAGAACUUUGAGGAAAAUACCUCAAAUCACCCGGGUCUGCUUCAAGACUACUGGUGGUAAAGAUAUUACUGAUGCACACAAGACUGAAUUUUGUUGUUCAAGGAAGUGUUGUAUGAUACUGUCUGACUGAUGCAAGGCAGUUUUCCUUUUGUUCUUUAAAAGGAUACUUCAGAAAUGGGGAGACGUGAUAUGAAGUUUAUAUACAGUACCAGUCAAAGGUUUGGACACACCUACUCAUUCAAGUGUUUUUAUUUGUACUAUUUUCUACAUUGUACAAUAAUAGUUGAUAUCAAAACUAUGAAAUAACAAAAAAAAUGUUUUACCUUUAUUUAACUAGGCAAGUCGGUUAAGAACAAAUUCUUAUUUACAAUGACUGCCUACCCAGGCCAAACCCGAACGAUGCUCCCAAUCACGGCCGGAUGUGAUACAGCCUGGAUUCAAACCAGUGACUGUAGUGAUGCCUCUUGUACUGAGAUGCAGUGCCUUAGACUGCCUUGCCACUCAGAUCCUACAUAUGGAAUCAUGUAGUAACCAAAAAAGUGUUAAACAUUUGAGAUUUUUCAAAGUAGUGAGUGACCCUUUGCCUUGAUGAUAGCUUUGUACACUCUUGGCAUGCCUUAAAAGUUAAUUUGUGGAAUUUCUUUCCUUAAUGCAAUUGAGCCAAUCAGUUGUGUUGUGACAAGGUAGGGGUGGUAUACAGAAAAUAGUCAUAUUUGGUAAAAGACCAAGUCCAUAUUUUGUCAAGAACAGCUCAAAUAAACAAAGAGAAACGACAGUCCAUCAUUACUUUCAGACAUGAAGGUCAGUCGAUCUGGAAAAUGGCAAGAACUUUGAAAGUUUCUUCAAGUGCAGUUGCAAAAAACCAUCAAGCACUAUGAUGAAACUGGCUCUCAUGAGGACCGCCACAGGAAAAGAAGACCCAGAGUUACCUCUGCUGCAGAGGAUAAGUUCAUUAGAGUUACCUGCACCUCAGUUUGCAGCCCAAAUAAAUGCUUCAGAGUUCAAGUAACAACACAUCUCAACAUCAACGGUUCAGAGGAGACUGCGUGAAUCAGGCCUUCAUGGUCAAAUUGCUGAAAAGAAACCACUACUACAGGACACCAAUAAUAAGAAGAGACUUGCUUGGGCCAAGAAACACGAGCAAUGGUGGAAAUACCUCCUUUGGUCUGAUGAGUCCAAAUCUGAGAUUUUUGGUUCCAACCGCCUUGUCUUUGUGAGAUGAGUAGGUGAACGGAUGAUCUCUGCGGUUCCCACCGUGAAGCAUGGAGGAGGUGUGAUGGUGCUUUGCUGGUGACACUGUCAGUGAUUUAUUUAGAAUUCAAGGCACACUUAACCAGCAUGGCUACCACAGCAUUCUGUAGUGAUACGCCAUCCCAUCUGGUUUGCGGUUAGUGGGACUAUCAUUUGUUUUUCAACAGGAUAAUGACCCAACACACCUUCAGGCUGUGUAAGGGCUAUUUUACUAAGAAGGAGAGUGAUUGAGUGCUGCAUCAGAUGACCUGGCCUCCAAUCACCUGACCUCAACCCAAUUGAGAUGGUUUGGGAUGAGUUGGAAAAGCAGCCAACAAGUGCUCAGCACAUGUGGGAACUCCUUCAAGGCUGCUAGAAAAGCAUGUUGAGAGAAUGCCAAGUGUGUGUGCAAAGCUGUCAUCAAGGCAAAGAGUAGCUACUUUGAAGAAUCUCAAAUAUAAAAUAUUUUGAUUUGUUUAACACUUUUUUGGUUACAAAAUUAUUCCAUGUGUUAUUUCAUAGUUUUGAUGUCUUGUUCUACAAUGUACAAAAUAGUAAAAAUAAAGAAAAACCCUUGAAUGAGAAGGUGUCCAAACAUUUGACUGGUGUACUUAAAAAUCAAACGAACACCUCACGAGUGGCGCAGAGGUCUAAGGCACUGCAUCGCAAUGCUUGAGGUGUCACUACAGACCCGGGUUCGAUCCCAGGCUGUGUCACAACAAGCUGUGACCAGGAGUCCCAUAGGGCGGCACACAGUGGGCCCAGCGUCGUCCGGGUUAGGGGAGGGUUUAGCCGGGAGGGGCUUUACUUGUCUCAUCGCUCUAGCAACUCCUUGUGGCGGGCCGGGUGCUUGCAGUCUGAUUUCGGUCGUCAGUUGAACAAUGUUUCCUCCGACACAUUGGUGCAGCUGGCUUCCGGGUUAAGCUGGCGGGUGUUAAGAAGCUCAGUUUGGUGGGUCAUGUUUCGGAGGCCUCUCCUGAGCCCGUUGGAGAGUUGCAGUAAUGAGACAACAUUGCAAUUGAAUAUCACAAAAUUGAGGAGAAAAAGGGGAUAAAAUAAAACAUUAAUGAACAAAAAGGUGAUGUGAUUUGUGUCAAGGGAUCUAUACAUAGCAGUGAACAUUACAGCAAUCAUAAGUGGACCUUAGGCAAGCAUGUCCAUAUCAAGUCUCUCUCAAAGACUGAGGGACACCUCAAUGCCAAAUGAAGCAAAUACAAGAUGGCACAUUAUCCCUUGACAGAAUCAACCCUACCAGACCACAGAUCCCUGUGCAAGUAAAUAAAACCUGCAGUAUUUCUACAUGUUAUGUGUGCAUAAUUUAUUCCUCUCUGCCAUAGUCAUCCCGUGCAGUGUGCAAAUAGAUGGCAUCAAGUAAGCAUAGAAUGAAUGGAGGGUCAAUGGAGGUUUUCCUGAUGAAUAAAACAUUUCUAAUGGCAAUCAUGCCUGAAAUAUGACAGUCAGAACAUACUUGGAAAAAUCUGUCCCGCGCCAUUGGACAAUUUUCUCCCCAUUUCAUUGAAGAAGUGAACCUUUUGAGUCUCAAAUUGAUUGCAGUACCAAAGUCAGUGCACCGAUGUAUUCCAGUGUAACCACAGGAGAUUCCGUAAAAACACCACUUCGAUACAGCUACAACCGGACGCGACUUUUUCGGAGCAAGUUAGAACUUAAAGCAGCAGGUUUGGAGAAUUAGAUUAGGGUUAGUGAAAAUGCUCUUCUAACCGUCUACAAAGUCACUUCCAGUCGUAGCUGUAUCAAAGUGCCGUUUUUAGGGAGUCCCGGCCGCAGGGCUGUCCAUCCGUGAGACCAUAAAUCAGUAGUCGACUUGAGGGUCUGCUGCUGUGGAGACAGCCUCUGUCUAAACUUGGGGAGAUUCUCAUUUGGUCAAAAGACCAUCCUCUCUGACGACUCAGUCCUCUCCUCUGUGACCUGGAAACCGAUAAGUGGUCGAGUAGUGUCAAUUAGUUAGUAGGCGACCGGAAGCGUGUCCUCACUACCUCCCGCCGAGGAAGCACAAGGCCUUUUCUCAUUUGGGGAAAAGUCUGUCCUCCAGCUCUCCUCCGUAACCCAGAAACCGAUAAGUGGUCGAGGAGAUGUAAAUUCAUUAGUAGGCAAAUGGAAGACGUCCCCUUCUCGAUAACCACCGAUCAUCGAGGAUAUUCAUGUGUAUCCUGAGUCCUCCACAGAAGUGGUUUAAAAUUUGCCACACACCCUCUGAAUCAGCUUUUGUUUUGGUCGGAGGAUAGCAUGCACACAUUUUAAAACAAUAUGCUACUUAUAGUUUUAUCUAUAAAAUGUAUGGCAAAACUAACUUAUGUUUUUAUGACUACACAUUUAUUCAGGGUUCUACCACUGUAAACGUAAUUUGAGUUGAGUUAUUUCAUACAAGCGCAUUGUCCACAUUCAGUCUCCUCGCCACCUCUCCUUGAUUGCCUUUUACAAAUGGAGGCAAGAGGGGACGCAGGAGUUGAGCAAAUCAAAUUGAGAAAAGGCGUAGUGCUAUCUGGGAUCUUUGUCGUCCCUACCCUUCCCUCAUAAAUAAGUACUACUCAACACUACUAUACAAAACCUACUGGUUUUACUAAAUGAUUGCUUUUGAGAUGUGUAUCCACUGCUACUUAAGUAGUUUUUGGGGAUAUCUGUACUUUACUAUUUAUAUUUUUAACUACUUUCACUCAAUAUAUUUUCCCUAAAUUAUGUCAGUGUUGGAGUGUGCCCCUGACUAUCCGUAAAAAAAGAAUUUGUUUGAUCUGGUUUUCCUAAUAUGGAAUUUAAAAUUAUUUAUACUUUUACUUUUGAUAGUUAAGUAUGGUUAAAAUCAAAUACUUUUAGACUUUUACUCAAGUAUAGCAGUUGGGUACUUUAUCCACUACUGACCAGUAGUGAUUUACACUACCGUUCAAAAGUUUGGGGUCACUUAGUCAAAAACAAGGACAUUUCUAUCUACAUAGGACAUAAUCAGCAAUCAUCACUCCUGUGUUCCAAUGGCACAUUGUGUUAGCCAAUCCAAGUUUAUAAUUUUAAAAGGCUAAUUGAUCAUUAGAAAACCCUUUUGCAAUUAUGUUAGCACAGCUGAAAACUGUUUUGCUGAUUAAAAGAAGCGAAAAAACUGGCCUUCUUUAGACUAGUUGGUUAUCUGGAGCAUCAGCAUUUGUGGGUUUGAUUAAAGGCUCAAAAUGGCCAGAAACAAAGGACUUUCUUCUGAAACUCAUCAGGCUAUUCCAUGUGAGAAAUUGCCAAGAAGCUGAAGAUCUGGUACAACGCUGUGUACUACUCCCUUCACAGAACAGCACAAACUGGUGCUAACCAAAAUAGAAAGAGGAGUGGGAGGCCCCGGUGCACAACUGAGGAAGAGGACAAGUACAUUAGUGUCUAGUUUGAAAAACAGACGCCCCACAAGUCCUCAACUGGUAGCUUCAUUAAAUAGUACCUGCAAAACACCAGUCUCAAUGUCAACAGUGAAGAUGCGACUCUGGGAUGCUGGCCUUCUAGGCAGAGUUCCUCUGUCCAGUGCCUGUUCUUUUGCCCAUCUUAAUCUUUACUUUUUCUUUGCAACUGCCAAGUGCACAUUUUAUUAACUCAAGUUUCUAACUUGUUAUAUCAAACAAGAAAUAAGAUUUAUGCAAAUAUAUUUAUUUUAUUAAAUUCA